AUGUCCAAACAAAAUAAGUACAUCCUCCUCUCUCUUCCGAACUCCAUUACCCCUUCCCAUCACCGCGACGACGCAUUUAAUGCCAUCACCAAAACAGCCUCUUCCGAGAAUGGCGUAGUAACCGCCUUCCAGGUACCCGAGUUCAAAAUCGGGACCCUAGAUGCUCUAGUGCAGCAAGCAGAUGAGCUGGCCAAGGCCGAAGCUACAUGUCAAACAGUGGUAGGGAAGAUAGGGGACGUACUGAGGAGCAUACUAGAAGGCGAUGAAGAGCAGAUGCAGCGUAUGAGGAUGGUCAAUGAUAAGCCUGUUGAUCAGUACCUACGAACGUUCUCAUGGAAUAAAGUCAAGUAUCGAGCAGACAAACCACUGUCAGAGCUCAUCGAUCUACUGCAAAAAGAGACGACCAGCAUUGAUAACGAUCUACGCGCUAAAUUUACCCAGUACAACCAAGUGAAAUCCAGUCUAGCUACAUUGCAGAGGAAGCAGACAGGAAACUUAGCUACGAGGUCUCUCGCAGGAAUAGUUGACCCACGCCAGCUCGUUCAGAAUUCCGAGUACAUAGAAACCCAUCUCAUUGCUAUCCCCUCACGAGAUAGCAAGAACUUUCUUCGUUCCUACGAAACGCUCUCUCCGAUGGUUGUGCCACGGUCUGCGACAUGUAUCGCAUCAGACGAUGACUUUACGCUAUACGGAGUGACAACAUUUAGGAAACACAGCCAUGAAUUUGUCCACAAAUGCCGAGAGAAUAAGUGGACACCUAGAGACUUCAAGUAUGUUGAGGGUGGCGAAGAGCAGGAGCGGAAAGAGGUUGAACAAGUCGGCGCUGAUUCAAAAAGGCUAUGGGGAGAAGCCCUGCGACUGGGUAGGACAGGGUGGAGCGAAGCUGUUAUGGCCUGGAUUCAUCUUCUGGCCUUAAGAGUAUUUGUUGAAACAGUUUUGAGGUAUGGGUUACCUCUGGACUUCGUCUGUGCUUUAAUCAAGACAACUUCUAAAAAUAGUCGAAAAACCAAAGCUCUACUGGAUGAUUCAUAUUCUUAUCUUGGAGGUAACGCUUUCAUUCGAGAUAAGAAGGGUCGUGUUCGGAAGGAUGAAUCUGAAAUGCAACACCUUGCGAGUGGAGAGAGCGGGGCGGACUACACGGCUUAUGUUUACUAUGAAUUUGAGCUUGAGUAA
Ophidiomyces ophidiicola is the source of this 1173-nucleotide messenger RNA. RefSeq names its product Vacuolar ATP synthase subunit C (gene VMA5). Bases 1 to 1173 code for a protein of 390 amino acids. Gene Ontology annotation, cellular component: vacuolar proton-transporting V-type ATPase, V1 domain. Lineage: Eukaryota; Fungi; Ascomycota; Eurotiomycetes; Onygenales; Onygenaceae. Gene Ontology annotation, biological process: proton transmembrane transport. The record is from RefSeq and is a predicted model, not a curated record. Gene Ontology annotation, molecular function: proton-transporting ATPase activity, rotational mechanism. The transcript is spliced from 5 exons.